Messenger RNA from Pezoporus flaviventris, 4248 nucleotides. It is a transcript of the gene TMCC1, whose product is annotated as transmembrane and coiled-coil domain family 1. NCBI's taxonomy places the organism in Eukaryota, Metazoa, Chordata, Aves, Psittaciformes, Psittacidae. Gene Ontology annotation, cellular component: endomembrane system. Bases 2023 to 3951 code for a protein of 642 amino acids. The transcript has 5 exons. The record is from RefSeq and is a predicted model, not a curated record. Gene Ontology annotation, biological process: endosomal transport; endosome fission; membrane fission.
UUCACAUUAUUUCCCCCAAAAGUAGAUACUAGGACAAAUAAGUAGUUUUAAGACUCUUCAUACCAGGUGUGCAAUUUGAAAAGCUCAUUUCAGGCUCACAACAGACUCAUCACAUGGGAACACAAGUAGUCAGAAGACCACCAGGCCUUGGAGAGAAGGCUCAGUGUAGUUUCAGGGGUAGUAGUGACAUGUUUGUGAGCUCACUGUUGUCUAACUUGUUUCGGGUCUAUAAAUUGACACAGAGCUAAUUUAAGAAGGAUAAUGCUUUCCAGAAGAUAAUGCAUGGAAGUGUAGGUAGACUGAAGUGGUGUUCUUUCAGAUCAGCAGUAUUACCAGUGGUAAUCUGGAUGGGAAGCAUGCAGGAGAUCAUAGAUAUACUGGUUAGAAGGUGUAUUGGGCAUCUUUGAUAUGAACUACGGUUCUUCACGAGUCCUGAAUGAAAAAUGAAUACUGAGGGAAUUGGCUAAAAUGAAAAAGGCGGUUAUGGGUCAACUGUCAGAUUUGUGUUUUGCAUGCCUAAUAACUUGGGGACAGUGAGGUUUGUUCACUGAACCAUUGUUGGAUGAAAAGGGCAAUCUCUAGUUUUUGUCUCUUUUCCCCACCAAAUUAAAUUGGCUGGAAACCUGCAAUUCAGCUUUCUGGAAAACCUAUUCCACACGAAAAAAGAAAAGACAGAUUGAGCUCAAAAGUCAAAGCAUGACACUGCUCAUGAAGGCACUUGAAGCCGUUUAAGAAACUGUUAAAAAAUGCACAGCCAACCUUUUAUUUUUACAUAUUUGAUUCUGCUGCACAAUUUCUGCAUGAAUUGGUAAAUACAUUGUAUUUUCUGGUAUGUAGUUUAUUACUUUGCAUUCAAUGUCAAACUGGCCAAUGUAUUUACACUCAGUGGUUGUAGCAUGUUCAAAGUACUGAGAGAAAAUCCCGUAUGACUCCAGCGUUUUGCUUUCUGUAAGUACAGAAUUGCAUCUUGCCUCCAGCUGAUAGCAGUGACAUUUGAAAAAGAGCGUGAGGCAGCUCUUCUGAUAUUUUUGGAUGCCAAUUUGUAAAGCAUUUUGGAAUAUCUGUUUAACCCAUUCUGUCAGGUUUCAGAUGCAAAAAUUGAGUGCUCUAAUGGUAACCUCAAUGCAUUGUGCUUCUGCAGCUGUUUUGAGAUAAGAAAGAAUGCUUUCAAAUCCCAAACAUAUGUUGCAUUUCAGAUGAAAUUUUGUUGCUGUUUUUAUUUAUUUUUUUAUUUAAACCCCAGGCUGCUUUCUGCCAAAAUUGAGGUAGAACUCUGGUCUGGUUUCUGUAUUUAGAGAAGCCUAAUCAAAGCUUUCUCCUGCAAGAAAACAAUGAUCAGCUUCUGAGCAUGUGAUCUCAUGGUGCUGAUGUGAAACUCUUUCAGAUAAUGUGUCCUUCCUUCCUUCCUUUCUUCCUUCCUCAUUCCUUUGCUGUACUUCUCCCAUAGUGAGUUGCUAUCUGAGUACUCAGCUGCAGCGUCCUAUAACCAGCUCUUGCCUGAGCUCAGAUGACAGGAAGGUUGAGCUCUCUUGGAGAAAAGCUGCGUGUUUCCUCUCUGCUAGAGACUGAGCUAUACAUACACGGUGCUGCUCCUGUUCAGAUUGGUUGCUUAUUCUACUUUUAAAAAGACAUUUUUGUUUUCUCUGAGAACUAUGGAGAAGACUGUGCCAGUUGAAACCAUUUCACUUGCCUGUUCCUGCUUGAAGACAGAUUUUCACAUCUAGUCUCCACUGCCAUCAGCGGAUGUUGGCAGUAAUAAGCCAUUUCUUACUAUUUGGGAAUGCAUAACUGAUUUGGAAGUGUUCUGUUUUCUUGCAUAUGCUAAAUACUGCGAACUUAAGCAUUCUACAGGAAAAUCAGAUAAGCAUGAGAUCACCGUGGCACAGCUGCAUGUGUAGUCACUCUUGAAGCAAUUGCACACCUAAUUGGCUGACAAUCUUGGCAUUUUAAAAACACACGCCUUUCAAAGACAGGGGACAUAAUUAUAUAUGAAUAGUGAAAUAAACCUGUUGGGUGUCACCAAUGGAGCCCUCUAGCACUGAACAGUUGUGUGAUGACCCUGAUCCUGGAGGCAAAUCCCAAGAUCAAGAGACCAAAAAGCAACAUGAAUCAGAGCAAAAAUUAUCAAAAAUAACCCAUAAUGCUUUGGAGAACAUUAAUGUGAUUGGUCAAGGUUUGAAGCACCUUUUCCAGCAUCAGCGCAGGAGGUCCUCGGUUUCUCCACAUGAUAUUCAGCAAGCUCAGGCUGAUCUGGAGCCUGACAUGGAUCUGGAAAGCCAAAGCGUCUGUGCUGAAAUUGAUGGUGUCUCCACCCACCCCACAGCUCUGAACCGCGUGCUCCAGCAGAUCAGAGUGCCACCUAAAAUGAAGAGAGGGACGAGCCUGCACAGCAGGUGGGGCAAGGCAGAUGCCCCGAAAGGAAGCCCACAGAUCAACAGGAGGUCUGCCCAAGAUAUUCAAUCAGGUCGGCCCAGAUCGUCAUCUACUACAGAUGCUCCCACGAACUUGUCUGUGAUGGAGAUUGCUUCUUCUAUCUAUGUAGGUGGAGAGGAGGCUGCAGCAGCAAUUGAGCGGUUGGACGUGAGCAGCUUAGCACAGACCUCCAGUGCCGUGGCCUCGAGCACUGAUGGAAGCAUCAACGCAGACUCUGUUGAUGGGACCCCAGAUCCUCAGCGUACAAAAGUGGCUAUUACACACCUGCAGCAGAAGAUACUGAAGUUGACCGAGCAGAUCAAAAUUGAACAAACAGCCCGUGAUGACAAUGUGGCAGAGUACCUGAAACUGGCCAAUAACGCAGACAAGCAGCAAAGCGCCCGCAUUAAGCAGGUGUUUGAGAAGAAAAAUCAAAAGUCAGCCCAGACUAUCUUGCAGCUGCAGAAGAAACUAGAACAUUACCAUCGAAAGCUGCGAGAGAUUGAGCAGAAUGGGAUCCCUCGGCAGCCGAAGGAUGUCUUCAGGGAUAUGCAUCAGGGUUUGAAAGAUGUUGGAGCAAAAGUCACUGGCUUCAGCGAGGGAGUAGUAGAUAGCGUGAAAGGUGGGCUUUCCAGUUUUUCCCAAGCCACCCAUUCAGCAGCAGGAGCUGUGGUUUCCAAACCUCGGGAGAUUGCCUCCCUCAUAAGGAACAAGUUUGGGAGUGCAGACAACAUUGCUAAUCUGAAAGACUCCUUAGAAGAAGGCCAGGAAGAUGGGACAGGAGGCAAGGCUUUAGGUGUUAUUCAGAACUUUCAGUCAAGCCCAAAAUAUGGCAGUGAGGAGGAUUGCUCCAGUGCCACAUCGGGUUCCGUGGGAGCCAACAGCACAACAGGGGGCCCUGUGGGAGCUUCUAGCUUCAAAACAAACACUCUGGAUAUGCAGAGCUCAGGGUUUGAUGCAAUACUGCAUGAGAUUCAAGAAAUUCGAGAGACACAGGCAAGACUGGAAGAAUCAUUUGAGGACCUUAAGGUUCGCUAUCAGAGGGACUACUCGCUAAUAAUGCAGACACUGCAGGAGGAGCGGUACAGAUGUGAAAGACUGGAAGAGCAGCUAAAUGACCUGACUGAGCUCCAUCAGAAUGAGAUCCUCAAUUUAAAACAGGAGCUGGCCAGCAUGGAGGAGAAAAUUGCCUAUCAGUCUUAUGAGCGAGCCCGGGACAUCCAGGAGGCACUGGAAGCGUGCCAGACCCGUAUCUCCAAGAUGGAGCUGCAGCAGCAGCAGCAGCAAGUGGUGCAGCUAGAGGGGCUGGAGAACGCCACGGCCAGGAAUCUGCUGGGGAAGUUCAUCAACAUCCUCCUGGCCGUCAUGGCCGUCCUCCUCGUCUUCGUCUCCACUGUGGCCAACUGCGUCGUGCCCCUCAUGAAGACUCGCAAUAGGACGUUCAGCACUUUAUUUAUAGUGGUUUUCAUUGCCUUUUUGUGGAAGCACUGGGACGCCAUCACCGGCUACUUGGAACGGUUCUUCUCUCCCCCCAGAUGAUGGCGGCAGGAAUCGGCUGCGUCGCGUCCCCGGCGCUCUUGGUGAGCUCAUGUGGCAAAGAUUAGUCAGCAGCUACUGCGCUGAAGUUUUAAAGUGUCCGAGUGAAUUUGUUUACAUUUAGAAUAACGUUUUUUCUCUGCAAGACGCAUUGCAAUAGUAUUUUUUAGAUUUUACUCAAGAACUUUUUGGCGAGAAUCCUGGAUAAUUUUUAUGUAGCAUGGUUCUCUUUGGAUGCAAAUCUUAAGAUUCUUUAAAGUGUACAAAAGAAAUAAAUAAAAUACAGAAAUUUGGAGCAUA